This is a messenger RNA of Prunus armeniaca (apricot), 2112 nucleotides long. The record is from the annotation of a GenBank genome assembly. NCBI's taxonomy places the organism in Eukaryota, Viridiplantae, Streptophyta, Magnoliopsida, Rosales, Rosaceae.
AUGUCAAGUUACGGGGGUGUUAUCAUUUCCGAUCAAUGGCUUCAAAGCCAGUUCACGCAGGUUGAGCUACGCAGUCUGAUCUCCAAAUUUAAUUCAGUGAAGAAUCAGAAUGGUAAAGUUAUGGCUGGAGAUCUACCACCUUUAAUGGUGAAAUUAAAGGCUUUUAGAGAUAUGUAUUCCGAGGAGGACAUUAGGGGUACCUUAAGUGGGCUGGGUUCUAACUUCAGUGAUGAGAUUGAUUUUGAAUCCUUCCUUAAGGCAUACUUGAAUUUGCAAGGUCAAACUACAGCUAAAUUGGGUGGUUCAAAAAACUCUUCAUCGUUCCUGAAGGCCACCACAACCACCCUCCUUCACACAAUCAGUGAAUCAGAAAGAGCAUCUUAUGUGGCUCACAUAAACAGUUAUCUUGGGGAUGAUCCGUUCCUAAAGCAGUAUCUCCCAUUAGACCCAGCUACAAAUGAUCUAUUCAACCUUGCAAAAGAUGGAGUUCUCCUAUGUAAGCUUAUAAAUGUUGCUGUGCCUGGGACAAUAGAUGAACGAGCAAUUAACACCAAACGGGUCCUCAACCCAUGGGAGAGGAAUGAAAACCAUACUCUUUGCCUUAACUCUGCCAAGGCCAUUGGCUGCACAGUGGUUAACAUAGGCACACAGGACCUUAUUGAAGGAAGACCUCAUCUGGUAUUGGGGUUGAUUUCCCAAAUUAUAAAGAUCCAACUGUUGGCAGAUCUCAACCUUAAGAAGACGCCUCAACUUGUGGAAUUGGUGGAGGAUAGCAAUGAUGUUGAAGAGCUUUUGAGUUUACCCCCUGAGAAGGUCUUAUUGAAAUGGAUGAAUUUCCAUCUCCAGAAAGCAGGCUACAAGAAACCUGUUUCAAACUUUUCCUCUGAUGUGAAGGAUGGAGAAGCUUAUGCUUACCUACUUAAUGUUCUUGCUCCGGAACACUGCAAUCCUGCCACUUUGGAUGCCAAACCCAAUGAAAGGGCAAAAUUGGUUCUUGACCAUGCUGAGAGAAUGAACUGCAAAAGAUACUUAUCCCCAAAAGACAUUCUUGAGGGUUCUUCAAACUUAAAUCUGGCAUUUGUGGCACAAAUAUUCCAUGAAAGGAAUGGCCUCACUACAGAUAGCAAGAAGAUUUCUUUUGCCGAGAUGAUGACAGAUGAUGUGCAAACAUCAAGAGAAGAGAGAUGCUUCCGUCUGUGGAUCAACAGUCUAGGCAUUGCUACUUAUGUUAAUAAUGUAUUUGAGGAUGUGAGAAAUGGAUGGAUACUCUUAGAAGUGCUUGAUAAGGUUUCUCCAGGAUCGGUUAACUGGAAGCAAGCAUCAAAACCUCCAAUUAAGAUGCCGUUUAGAAAAGUAGAGAAUUGCAAUCAAGUUGUAAAGAUUGGGAAGCAAUUGAAAUUUUCGCUGGUGAAUGUAGCUGGAAAUGAUAUUGUGCAGGGAAAUAAGAAGCUUAUACUUGCUUUCCUAUGGCAGUUGAUGAGGUUUAAUAUUCUUCAACUUUUGAGGAAUCUAAGAUCUCACUCUCAAGGAAAGGAGAUGACAGAUGCUGAUAUUUUAAAUUGGGCUAACAACAAAGUCAAAAGCACUGGCAGGACUUCUCGAAUGGAGAGUUUUAAGGAUAAGAGCCUAUCAAAUGGGAUUUUCUUCCUUGAGCUUCUCAGUGCUGUAGAGCCUAGGGUUGUCAACUGGAACCUUGUUACUAAGGGUGAAAGUGCUGAAGAAAAGAAGUUGAAUGCUACUUACAUAGUCAGUGUUGCACGAAAGCUUGGUUGCUCCAUUUUCUUGUUGCCUGAGGACAUCAUGGAGGUGAACCAGAAGAUGCUUCUGACCCUAACAGCCAGCAUUAUGUUUUGGAGCCUGCAACAAGCAGUUGAUGACACAGAAAGAUCACUGUCCCCUGUUGAUGCGUCACCGGCAACAUCUAUCAAUGGAGAGGAUGAAAGCUCCUCUUCCCUUGGUGGUGAAAUUUCAAACUUAAGCAUUGAUGACACUGCAUCUGACACUACAGUCACUUCCCAGUUUGAGAAUGAGGGCAGCACUGCCAGCACUCUCAGUACUCCUUUGGGAGACAGGAUCAGGACGGAAGAGAAAGGGUGCAUAGCUGUUCAGUAG